AUGUUUGGCAAAUACGCGCAGUCGGCCAAGGUCGGCUUUACGACGGCCUUGGUUAUAUCGGCCUGCGUCGUCGACUCCGUCACCAUCGCCUACGAUGGAUCGGUGAUGGGCUCCGUCAACGUCAUGCCGAGCUACAAGAAGUACUUCGAGAUCAGCACUGCCACCAAGGCCGUCAACUCGACGGCUACAGGACUCGGCGCGAUCAUGAUGGCGCCCUUUGCGGGCUUCAUCGUGGACAAAUUUGGACGUCGUCAAGGUCUCUUUGCCGGUGCUCAGAACCUCGCCAUGUUCAUCGCCGGCCGAAUGGUCAUUGGGAUAGGCAUGGGUCUUGCUCAGGCUUCUGCUGCGUCUUACGUGUCUGAGACGACCGCACCGAGGCUUCGUGCACUUGCCCUGGGCCUGUAUUACACGUGUUGGGCCGUGGGAGGGAUUCUGGCAACCGGCAUUUCAUACGCUUGCACCUCUCUCGAACCCUCAGACUGGGCCUGGAGAGUACCUUCCUUAUUCCAAGGCUUCGCUCCGCUCUUCAUUGUCCUCCUCAUGCCGUUUCUCCCGGAAUCUCCUCGAUGGCUUGUUGCCCAGGACCGAUUCGAUGAAGCCUUGCGGGUCAUCGCUCGCGUCAACGGCUCUACGAUCGACGACCCAAUCGUUCAAGUUCAAUACAGAGAGAUCAUCGACACACUGAACUACGAGAAGACAGAGGGCAAGAGCAUCGCCUUUGCCGAAAUCGUACGCAAUGCACCGAACCGACGGCGAGUCAUGCUGGCCCUGUCGAUCGCUCCAGUGACCAUGUUGACGGGAUCAAACGUCAUCACAUAUUACUACGGCGACAUGUUGUCCCAGGCUGGCAUUACCUCGUCCAAGACCCAGAUGGUCAUCAAUCUUAUUCUUUCGGCUUGGCAGUUUGUGAUUGCUCUAACCGGUUCAUUCCUGGCCGAAAGGCUGGGCAGAUGGUUUCUCUGUCUCUCUUCCCUGGGCAGCUGUACGAUCAUGUUCUACAUCGUUGGCGCCCUAACUUCCGCCUAUGGCCAUACAUCAUAUAUGCCCGGCGUGGAAGGCACAGUGGCUGCCGUGUUUCUAUUCCUCGGGGCGUACUCGUUCGGACUCACGCCCUUGACGCAGAUGUACCCUCCAGAAGUACUGUCCUACAAUAUCCGAGCAACUGGUAUGGCCAUGGUCACCAUCGCGAACAAGGCUUGUGGAAUCUUUGUUACCAUGGUUUUCCCCUAUCUCUUCAAGUCCAUUGGGUGGAAGACAUACAUGGUCAACGCGAGCUGGAACGUGCUUUUCGUUAUCUGGGUUUACUUUUGCUGGGUCGAGACAAAGGGAAGAACCCUCGAGGAGAUCGACGAGUUGUUUGACGGCGAGAAGCACUCCGACGCGCCAAACCUCUCCCAGGUCGCCGGUGCUAGCGAGAAGAUUGUGGAGACCCAGGUCGAGAAGAUCUGA
This is a messenger RNA of Thyridium curvatum, 1449 nucleotides long. RefSeq lists its product as uncharacterized. The transcript has 3 exons. Gene Ontology annotation, cellular component: membrane. Gene Ontology annotation, molecular function: carbohydrate:proton symporter activity. Gene Ontology annotation, biological process: transmembrane transport; carbohydrate transport. Bases 1 to 1449 code for a protein of 482 amino acids. Lineage: Eukaryota; Fungi; Ascomycota; Sordariomycetes; Thyridiales; Thyridiaceae. The record is from RefSeq and is a predicted model, not a curated record.